UGUCAGCGCUUCCGCGGCCUUUAUGGUUAAAGAGUUGAGCCUUCGCCGUUACGAAAGCGCCAGGGCUCCACUGACUCUUCGAAAGUCAACAAAGAUACGUUCACACCCUCGAUAGUCGUGGGAAGAGUUGCAUGUUUAAGUUCCAGUACAGGCACUAUUGGUUCACCAAACGUCCAGCAACGCUACUGCAACUGUAACUACACAAGACCAGAAGGCAUGAAUGAACACGCCACCCGCCUCAGAAGCCUCGCACCGAGGGAGUUUGCCAAGGAAAUCAUCAGCAAGAACGCCAAUGACGGCAUAGAAAACCCAUUUUUCGUCGUAGACGUCGAUGACCUGUUCUACAAGGUCGAGCUUUUGCUGAAGCAUUUCCCACGAGUGAAGCCAUUUUAUGCCGUCAAGUGCAACGAUAACCCUGUCGUGCUGGAAGUCCUUGCGGCUCUUGAUGUGGGAUUUGACUGCGCCAGUAUCGCCGAGAUCGAAGCCAUCAUCUCACUUCGCGUGGACCCGUCACGUAUCAUCUACGCUCACACUCAGAAGCAUGUCAGCUAUCUUCACCGUGCUUGGAAGCUGGGAGUCGACCUUAUGACCUUCGACAGCGCCGAUGAACUUUACAAGAUAAAAGGGCACUAUCCACGCGCGCGCCUGGUGUUGAGACUGAAGGUUCAGAACAAGAAAGCUUGGUUCCGCUUGGGAGACAAGUUCGGCUGUUCCGAGGGCGAGGCUGUCGAACUGCUUCACCUGGCCAAAAGCCUCGACCUGGCCGUCGUGGGCGUGUGCUUCCACGUCGGAGGAGGUAACGAGGAUGCCAGCGCUUUUGCAACAGCUAUUGCAGCCGCGAGGCGGACCUUCGACGCCGGCCGAGACAUCGGUUUCGACGUUACCUUGCUGGACAUCGGCGGCGGCUAUCCGAGAGAGAAAGGAUGCCCGCCACUUUUCUUGGAGACCGCAGACAUCGUCAACGAGUGCCUGGAGAAACACUUUCCUGAAAGCUACGGUGUAACCGUAAUCAGCGAGCCUGGCGGUUUCGUCGUUUCAUCAGCCCUCUCCAUCUACACAAAGAUCAUCGGCAAGCGCAUGAGCGAGGGCAGCGACGGCACCAAUCCAAGUGUAUGCAUGUACUACAUCAACGAAUCCAUGUACAAGUCCUUCAUCAUGUCCUUCUACAAUGAAGAUGUUAUUCAUCCGGAGCCACUUAAGGAGGUGACGGGUCCCAUGCAGCCAAGCAUGGUGUGGGGCAUCACGUGCGAUGGCUCGGACAGAAUAAAAAGCGCCUGCGGGCUCCCUGACAUGGACGUGGGUGACUGGUUAUGCUUCGAGAACAUGGGCGCAUACAGCAUCACCAUUACCUCCCCCUUCAAUGGGUUCCCCAACGCAGAUAUCCAUUACCGAGCCAGCAAGUUUGUGCAAGAACUCCUGCGCCGAAAGCAAAUUGUUUCCUUCCUGGAUACUGCUUGAUAAGGCCCAUACACUAUUUUACCUCGUGGCACAUUUUGUGGUAAAUUGCUGGAAGGUCACAUGUCCCCGACACCGUGACUAUGGUUUAAGGUAUCUUCAGUAGGAGAUGCAAUUAGAACUUACAUGCUUAGUUAACCUCAAGUAGGACAACCUGUGGACAUCCUUAUGGAUGCGUAUACCCACUGGACCACAGCGAGCUGCAAGUACAUGUAGGCAUAUUCGUAUAAAGUAGGUAAACGCCCUUCUAUAUAUAUAUCCCCGACAGUGUAGUAUGCUGUCAAGGGCUCCCUACCUCCUGCGAGUAACUAUAUUUGUGAGAUGUGAUAACGGAUUGUACUGUUUUCUGCGUCGAUUUCAUUGAAUUCGUUUAUCAGCGUUCCCACAUUCCAACAUGAUGGCUUUUGUUAAUUGAGAUAUUUUUUCUUUGAGAAUUUGUGAAGUAAGCUCCGCCGUCAUGACAGUGACGGCCUGAUGUCUCAGCUAGCAACGGACGAGCGGAUGCAGAUUCUUUAGCGCUGGAACUAUAAAACAAAACGUUGGAACGAACACAGAUAGCCCAAAUCGCGCUAACAAAUGCGACGCAUGUAUGUUUCCUGCCCUUGACGAAAGGUAUGGAUGCAAACAACUUUAUUGCAAAUCCGGCAAAGUUUAACGACGCAGGCUCAGGUCUCUCAUGAAGGGACUUCGAGGCCUUGCCUCGUCGCCGUCUCUUGGGCCCGCUGGACUGCCCACUCUAGCAUUUUGAGGUUGGAGCUGCGCACAGCGGCGGCCCAAUUCGACGCAAGAGCCUCGGGAGCUGCUGCCAUUUUAUAUGAUAUAACAGGAAUUUCCACAAGAUGUGCGAGAGCGUCGCUCUAGUUGCCUGACAUAACUUGCAAAGAGCACUCGGGUAUUUUGCGGGGAAAAUCUGCCGCAAUCGCACCGGGCUGGGGAAGGUAUUUGUCUACAGUUGUCGCCAGGCGACUACCUGGCGGCAUUUCAGUUUGGGGUGAGGUGUGGGCAAUAUCCCGCCUGCGUAGGGUGCGUGCGCAAAGCGGACAUAAUAAAGUUUUCACCCUAAAAACAACAAAACAUGCUGGGCGCUUUCAGCUGGCAGCUCAAUGGGCUUGAAUUUGCGCAGCCAACGUCUUGCUUUUGCGCCUUACAGCAUCAUUCAUGUACAGAAGGCGCGUUUCUUCAAUGCGAUUGGGCGGCGGCGGCUUUCGGUUGGUAGAAAAGGUGGUUUCUAGUAAAAGUACUUAAUUUCUUCGACAGAAACUCAUGUUCCAGUUACGGUUCAAUAUGUUAGGUAUCUCAAGGCUUCUAGGCCCCAAUUAUGCUCCACAAGUUUUGAUGAACUUAGCUCGGAUGCAGCAACGAAUGUCAAAGGAAAACAUUUUUUGGGUGGUUUACGUGCCGAAAGCACUGUUUGAUUCUGAAGCGCACCGUCGUGGGGGACGCCGGAUUGAUUCUGACCACAUGCGGUUCUUUAACAUGUGUCCAGCGCAUGUGGUGCACGGUCUUUUUUUGCAAUUCGCUCCCAUCGCAAUGCGGUCACCGCCGCCUUCAU
Molecule: messenger RNA, 3007 nt
Organism: Dermacentor albipictus
Lineage: Eukaryota; Metazoa; Arthropoda; Arachnida; Ixodida; Ixodidae
Product: ornithine decarboxylase-like
Cellular component (GO): cytoplasm
Molecular function (GO): ornithine decarboxylase activity
Source: RefSeq, a predicted model, not a curated record